Molecule: messenger RNA, 977 nt
Organism: Didymodactylos carnosus
Lineage: Eukaryota; Metazoa; Rotifera; Eurotatoria; Philodinida; Philodinidae
Source: the annotation of a GenBank genome assembly
AUGAUCUCCGCAAGCGAUGCACUGACGGAAAAUCAUAUUCAAAAUAGCAAUCAAAUCACCAGACAAGCAAGCAAAUUUAUUAAUGAUGAAACCAAUGAAAUAAUCGUUCAUCGUGCUGAUAUUAAUACAACAAUGAACGUUGAAUAUCAACCAGUAACAUGUAUUUAUCGUGAUAAAAAAAACGAAUUGAAUCUUAUUCUAAAUUGUAAACGCAAACAAUCAGAUUUAUAUCAAUUAGAAGAUUUAGUACAAGCUGGUGAACUACAAUAUAUUAACCAAACAUUAGAUGAUAUAACAAAAAAUUUGAUUGAUAGACUUAAUUAUAACAAUUAUUCAUUUCCAAAAUUUAUCCAAGAUUGUUUAACACCAAUUAUGUAUUUAUUAAAACGACAACAAAAUUUAGAUGAUUUCUUUAUUUCACUUACAUUUAAAUAUCAAGGAAUAGACCAACCAACAGAAUAUCAAUUACAACAACGAACAAAUUCCAGUUUACGGAUGCUAUUACAUGUUUUAUUUAUGAAUUCUGAUAUAUUUUUAUGCCGAAUUAUCAUGUCAUUAUUAAGUAAACGAAAUCCAGUUCCAUUUAUUUCUUCAAAUAUUCAAGUAUGGAAUCAAAAUGAACAAUAUCAAUUUAUACCUGCAAUCCUACAUGUAUGGAAUUAUACAAGACCAACGAUCUUAUCAUUUGGUAUUGGUCCAUGUCAAGGAAAAUCAACAUUGUUAAAUCAACUAUUUCAAUCAACAUUUGAACAAACAGUUGAUAGUAUUUAUUUUCAACAAACAAUUGAUAUUGAUUUUGGUUAUUCUUUUAAUCCUGAACGAACAUUAAAUAUUGCUGAUGCACAUGGUGUAAUUGACAAAGAAUUAUUGCAUAAAAUUCAGCCAUUAUUUGAUGGAUUUUUAAUACAAAUUGAUAAAACAUAUUUAGAUCGACAACCACAAAUUCUAAUUGAAUAUCUAAACAUUUUACCCGUAAA